AUGAGGUUGCGAGAAGUGGAAGAAGUACGGCAGGCUGUGGACUUUUACUUUCCAGAUUCUCUGAGGUUCGACUGUUUCUUGCCUCCCGAUUUUGACACCACUGGCAUGAGCGAGGAUGAUCCUAAAAUCCCAGGCAACACCUGGCGUAUCUUGCAGGAUCUGCAUCUCCAAGGACCAGAAUUGUUCUUCUCACCCAUCUGGCCGCACAUCCUCGGCUUCUGGAAGGUCAGAAAUAAAGACCACAUCCUCUUCCUCCGGUACGAAGACAUGAAGGAGAACCUGGCGGCUGUAGUGAGGCAAAUAGCAGGUUUCCUGGGAAAGGAGGUGGAUGAGGAGAAGGUGUCAUGGCUGGUUCAUCACUGCUCCUUCGGGGAGAUGAGCAAGAAUUCAGCCGCCAACAACGAGACCAUGAUGAUAAGAUCCACAGAAGAAGCCAAAAAUAUCAAGUUCAUGAGGAAAGGCCAGGUAACUCGUGUAAGAUGAAUGUAUAGUUGCGAUGGUGGUCAAGUAGAUAAUGGAAAAGUUAAGGGUCUCUCGAGAAGUGAGUGUUGAAUCCUAGGUCAGGUAUGCAGGAUAAGAGAGAAAAAGAGGGCUUAAGAAAACUAAUUACAAGCGGAGUCAAUAAUAAGUUAAAGAUCACCUGAAAAAUCUCAUCCUUCUUUCCUCUACCCAGAAUGAAUAGUCUUGCCCCUUUGAUCUAUCUUCGUCUACCCCCACCUCAGGGUCAUCUUCUCAAUCCAUUCCUCUGCAAGAACCUUCUGCCAGUGUGCCAGCGGCAUGAAAUUCUUCAGUUGAUAAUUAUCUGGAAUUCGUAAAAAAAAAAUGUCAACAAUUAGGCUAAAACAAAAACACUUGCCAAAGUGAACUUUAACGUUUAAUCUUUUGUUUGAAGAUCAUAAGUUCUACAGAGGAUUUCGCAACUAAAUUAUUAUAAUAAAAAAGAAGCACUAACCCUAUAGGGGUCAUACAGCGCAAAACUAAAACUGAUAUUACAUUCAUGUAGGAGCUCUGAACUGAAGAAUGGCAGACUACUAGGUUUGUUUCAAGGAAGGAAGAGGUACUUUGAAAUCCUUAGAUCAAGAACCAUUUACCAGCUCUUCACAAGGAAGGAAGAGGUAAUUUGAAAUCCUUAGAUCAAGAACCAUUUACCAGCUCUUCACUGAGAAUAUCUAACCAAGAAAAUACACGAAAUAAUGAAAUUAAGUUGCAUAAAUUUCGAUAAUUCUUGAUAUGAUGCGAAGAAGUUUAGCCAUUAGCAUUAUUGCGACCACUUGUUCACUUGUCUUGGUUUUAGAUUUCUAAAUGUGAAUUCUUCCAGUUUGAAACCAUUGUUUUAGCACUUUAGAGGAUUUAAACUGAUAAAGCUCAUCACAGCAGAUGUGAAGAGUUCUUGGUAGAUGUGGUAGUGGCACAUGGAGCACUUUGUGUGAUGUCAAGUGAGGUGUGAGAAAUAAAUUACCUGCAUGAAACUCAAUAAUGCAUUCAUACAAAUAAUUUGAUUAGAAGGCAACUGAGUAGGACUAUUUACAUUUUGUUGCUCC
This is a messenger RNA of Cherax quadricarinatus, 1541 nucleotides long. Lineage: Eukaryota; Metazoa; Arthropoda; Malacostraca; Decapoda; Parastacidae. The record is from RefSeq and is a predicted model, not a curated record.